AUGAUAAUGGGCAGACAUAAUGGUAGCUUAACAAGCCGGCUCGACUUAUCCCCCACAGAAUACAAUGACAUCUCAGUGGAAUGUGGCACAUCUACAAUUUCCCUGGCCAUCCUUCUCUGCCCUGUGGUCUUCACCGGCUACAACGAAUCUCUGCUCAUUCUCAAUAAAUUGUCGGACGACCCGCAGUGCAAGGGCACCAUGGACGAGAGCGUAACCCCACCAGUCAUACGCUUUGAGUUCCCGCUCAAUGCCACCAACUCCUGUGGGAGCGUCUUCAAGACCACCAGCGCGGUCGGGACGGGCGUCUUCUCAGACUUCUCCAACAUCGAGAGGGUGAACAUCAGCGGCAUGGUGAGGUCCCACGACAUCACCACGGGGACCGUCACAUACAACGCAGAGCUGAAGUACUACUUCUCCUGCUCUUACCCUUUGGAGUACCUCAUCAACAACACCCGCUUGGAUGUGGCGACAUCAUCCAUUGCAGUGACGGACAACAAUGGGAGCUUCAUCAGUACUCUGAAAAUGGAGCUCUACAGCGAUAUCAACUACACCACCCCUCUCAUCAUACCACUGGAAGGUAUAGAGCUGAGAACCGUAGUAUUUGUCCAGGUCGUGGCAACUAACCUGACCGCACAGUACAACGUCCUCCUGGACCGUUGCUACGCCUCCACCGCUCCUAACCCCUCUGACACCAGCAUCUUCAACCUCUUUGUCUCUUCGUGCUCCAGUGACCAGUUCACGACCAUGCUGAUGAACGGCGACAACCAAAAUGCUCGCUUCUCCUUCCCCGCGUUCCGCUUCAUCGAGCAGCAGAACCAGACCGUGUCCACCUAUUAUUUGCACUGCAUCACCAGACUGUGCGAGAUUAGCACCUGCAGCAAAUUCAAGGAGUGUGGCGAAAGGAGAAAAAGAGAUGUCAAUAAUAUUGCUGACGAUGGAGUUACAAAUUCCACCACCCUCACAUCAGCAAAUCCCAUUGUUACAAGAGCUGAGAAUGUUGUCACAUCCAAAGAGGAAGGUAAGACUCUCAACUUAGCUCUUUCAGGUGGGAAUUCCAGCUCCACAACGGGACUGGGAAUCGCUGUGGGCGUCCUGGCUGCUGUGGUCAUUAUGGUUGGUGGCAUGGCAUUCCUCGUCUACAAGAGGGCCAAACGCCUUUAA
Messenger RNA from Gadus chalcogrammus (walleye pollock), 1161 nucleotides. RefSeq names its product zona pellucida-like domain-containing protein 1. The record is from RefSeq and is a predicted model, not a curated record. NCBI's taxonomy places the organism in Eukaryota, Metazoa, Chordata, Actinopteri, Gadiformes, Gadidae. The coding region runs from base 1 to 1161 and encodes 386 amino acids. The transcript has 9 exons. Gene Ontology annotation, cellular component: cell surface.